Condylostylus longicornis is the source of this 1964-nucleotide messenger RNA. RefSeq names its product tubulin alpha-8 chain-like. The transcript has 2 exons. Gene Ontology annotation, cellular component: microtubule; cytoplasm. NCBI's taxonomy places the organism in Eukaryota, Metazoa, Arthropoda, Insecta, Diptera, Dolichopodidae. Gene Ontology annotation, biological process: microtubule cytoskeleton organization; mitotic cell cycle. Gene Ontology annotation, molecular function: GTP binding; structural constituent of cytoskeleton. The record is from RefSeq and is a predicted model, not a curated record. Bases 88 to 1434 code for a protein of 448 amino acids.
GUUGUAAUUGUAUAGUUCAAUUUUAGUGUUUAAGAAAGAGGUUUAAUUGAAUUUUCUUCAAGUUUUCAAGAUAUUGCGGUUUAGAAUAUGAGGGAAGUUAUUUCUAUUAAUAUCGGACAGGGUGGUAAUCAAAUUGGUUCAUCAUGCUGGGAACUGUAUUUGUUAGAACAUAAUAUAUCAGCAGAUGGAAGUCAAAAUGAAUCUUUUCAAAAUGACGAGAGUCAUCAUACAUUUUUCUAUCAUACAGGAGCCAAUAGAUAUGUACCUAGGGCUGUGUUUAUUGAUUUGGAACCAUCUGUAAUAGAUGAAAUAAGAGUUGGUAAAUAUCGUUCUUUAUAUCAUCCUGAACAGCUUAUAUCUGGCAAAGAAGAUGCUGCAAAUAAUUACGCUCGUGGACAUUACACAAUUGGCAAAGAAAUUAUAGAUGAUGUAAUGAAUAAAUUACUAAAAUUGUCGGAACAAUGCGAAACUCUUCAAGGUUUUUUAAUAUCACAUUCCUUGGGUGGAGGAACGGGAUCUGGUUUCACAAGUCUUUUAAUGGAGAAACUUCAUACUGAAUACAAUAAGAAAUGUAAACUUGAAUUCGCUGUUUAUCCAUCACCAAAAGUAUCAACAGCUGUAGUUGAACCAUACAAUUCUGUUUUAACAACACAUUCUACUAUGGAGUAUUGUGAUUGUUGCUUUAUAUUUGAUAAUGAAGCGAUUUACGAAAUUUGUCAAAAAAGCCUUUGUGUUGGAUUGCCACGCUACACAAAUUUAAAUCGCUUAAUAGCACAAGUAGUAUCUUCAACGACUGCUUCAUUGAGAUUUCAAGGGUCAAUGAAUGUUGAUCUCAAUGAAUUUCAGACAAAUUUAGUUCCUUAUCCAAGGAUUCAUUUUCCAUUAGUAGCUUAUGCCCCGCUUAUAUCGGCUGAUAAAGCAAUUCAUGAAAUGUCCUCAAUUACAGCUCUCACAAAUAGCUGUUUCGAUACAGGUAAUAUAAUGGUUAAAUGUGAUCCAAAACAUGGCAAAUAUAUGGCGAGUUGUUUAUUAUAUCGUGGAGAUAUUGUCCCAAAAGAUGUAAAUACAGCAAUAAAUACAAUUAAAGCUAAUCGUAACAUCACUUAUGUAGACUGGUGUCCAACAGGAUUUAAGAUUGGAAUAAAUAAUCAACCACCUACCGCUGUACCAGAAGGAGAUUUGGCUAAAACCUCGAAAGCAGUUUGUGUACUUUCUAAUACUACAGCCAUAGCAGAAGCUUUUGCACGACUUAAUUUAAAAUUUGAUUUGAUGUUCAAGAAGAGGGCUUUUAUACAUUGGUUUGUUGGAGAAGGUAUGGAAGAAGGUGAAUUUAGUGAAGCCAGAGAAAAUUUGGCAGCCUUAGAAAGGGAUUUUGAAGAAGUAUCUGGCGAUACUGCUGAAUUUGAAGAAGAUUGCAAUGAAACCGAGUAUUAAGUUGAAUGCGAAGUAAAAUACAAAAAAAAAUCUUUUACUUAAUAAGAAGACGUAAACCUUAUGCAUAUUACAUAUAAAAAUAAAGCUACUUUAUGCAUAUAAAUUGUACAAAAAAAAGUUUUUUUAAGAAUUUUUUUAUUUAUUUGUAUAUUUAUAAUAUUUAAAUUCAAAAUUAAAAGUUAUAGGUCACAAGAUUGUAAUUGAGUAUUCAAACGAAAACGAUACAAAUAUGUUUUUUAUCAAAAAACUACAUAUUGUGCCCUUCUUAUUGUUAUUCAUUCUAUUAAAUUGUGUUAAAAUUUUUCUCUUUUUUUUUGUAUAAGAUUAUGCAUAAAAAUCAUGAAAUAAAACAUUAAAUAAUACACAAAUUCGGUUAGUUUUUUUUUAAGUCUUUAUUGUAUAAUAUUAAACUCCUUUUUUUAAAUUUAGUUGUUUCAAUUCUACGACACAAUAUGUACACAUUUAUGUACCUUGUAUGUGGUUUUUUAUUUUUCUAUUUUGUAAUCACCCAUUUUUUUCUAAUCAGUUUU